Molecule: messenger RNA, 2554 nt
Organism: Polyodon spathula (Mississippi paddlefish)
Lineage: Eukaryota; Metazoa; Chordata; Actinopteri; Acipenseriformes; Polyodontidae
Gene: slc2a11b
Product: solute carrier family 2 member 11b
Exons: 12
Coding region: 572-2107 (511 amino acids)
Biological process (GO): monosaccharide transmembrane transport
Cellular component (GO): membrane
Molecular function (GO): hexose transmembrane transporter activity
Source: RefSeq, a predicted model, not a curated record
AUUAUUUCAAUUAAAUAACUAAUAGCACACAAUUGACAUACAACUCAACACAUUUUCUUAGGGUUUUAGAUCAAGCAAAUUAGCAUGCAUUUUAUUUCAGGACCACUUCCUAAACCCGAAAAGCUGAUUGUUGGCCUUUAACGUUACAUUAGGGUUAGAAAAAUAAAAGAGUUACCCGUACUGAGUCGGUUAUGUUACAACUGAAAAAAAAAACCCUAAAUAACCUUUCACCGUAUCUUAAUUUAUUAGCAAUAUCUGUUUAUCACAACUUAAACCAACGCAACACAUAAACGCUGUGUAUUUUAUUAGCUAUGUCUGGUGCAUGUUGAAGGUUGCCCUGUUUUAUUACUGCAGCAGUUUCAAAUCCCCAGUCAUUUCCCAGUGCUAAGAAUGCAAGCCUGUUGCUCUGAUCCCUUGCACUGUUAACACGUGAAUUUAGAUUUACUAAACUGAAUUGUGAAGCUUGCCAUUCAUGUUUACACACGCCAUAGCUGCAAAAAAGGUGGAGUUAAAAUAUAAGAACAGCGGAACUGCAAUGCAAUAUUCAUAUUAAACCAACACUGAAAUUAAAAUGAAUAAUGAAGCAGAUUUAGAAAGGGCUGAUAGUGGUGGUGGGCAAGCAAAGAAACAGUUUCCAAACAAGACCCUUUUACUGGCUACUUGUGCUGCAUGUAUUGGAGGGACUUUUCAGUAUGGAUAUAAUAUAUCAAUCAUCAAUGCUCCUACCAAGCCCAUACAGAGUUUUAUCAAUGAGACCUGGAUUCACAGAUACGGUAUAGACAUACAGGAGGGCAUACUAACUCUGCUGUGGUCUGUGAUUGUCUCUGUCUUCACUCUCGGUGGCUUCAUUGGAGCGUCUGUUGGAGGAGUGCUGGCAAUUCGAUUGGGACGAAAAGGAGCUCUGUUGUUGAACAGUGGUUUUGCUUUGUUGGCAUCACUGCUGAUGGGGCUCAGCUAUCCCACUGGAGCGUUUGAACUCUUAAUUGUCGGCAGAUUUCUUAUCGGGCUAAACGCAGGAAUUGGUAUCUGCGUUCAGCCCCUUUACCUGGGAGAGAUUGCUCCGAAGUCUCUGCGUGGAGCAAUGGCAAUGGGCACAUCCAUAUUCAUUACUGGCGGUAUACUGACAGGACAGGUGGUCGGGCUCAAAGAGCUGCUGGGAGGAGAUGAUUACUGGCCCAUGCUGCUGUCCACUAGCUGCAUUCCUGCAAUUCUGCAGUUCCUCAUUCUGCCCUGGUUCCCAGAAAGCCCCAGGUAUCUGCUGAUUGACAAGCGAGACGACAUUCAGUGCAAUAAAGCUCUGAAGCAAUUGCACGGGUCUGAAAGUUACCACAGUGAAAGAGAAGACAUGGAGCAGGAGCGUGCAGCGCUGCUGGGGGUGAAGCCAAAAAAACCAUGGGAACUCUUCAUGGACCCAAGCCUGCGCUGGCAGCUCCUUACCGUCAUGCUACUGAACUGCGCCCAGCAGCUCAAUGGCAUCAAUGCUAUUUAUUUCUAUGCAAACUAUGUGUUCACUCGAGCUGGUAUCCCAGUGGAAAAGAUCCCCUACAUCACAAUAGGGACUGGAGCUUGUGAAUGCCUCACUGCACUGACCUGUGGACUGCUUGUUGAAUCUCUGGGCAGAAGGAUCCUCAUCAUUGGAGGGUAUUCACUGAUGACUGUGUGGUGUGGUCUGUUGACAGUAAUACUGACUUUUCAAGAGGCUAAUCCAUGGGUCCCCUAUUUAAGCAUGUCCUGUGUAUUCGCUUUUAUCCUGAGUUUUGGCUUAGGACCAGGUGGAGUAACUAACAUUUUAACCACAGAGUUGUUCACACAGCCAGCUCGUCCUGCAGCGUACAUGAUUGGAGGUUCAGUCAACUGGCUCAGUUUUUUCUUCAUAGGAAUGAUUUUUCCUUUCAUUGUGAAUGGCCUGCAGCAAUACUGCUUCCUGGUGUUCCUGGUGAUCUGUUGCCUGGUUGCUAUCUACAUAUUCUUCGUUGUGCCAGAAACCAAAAACAAAACGUUUCUCGAAAUCGAACAGGAAUUCCAACCGCUUUAUGGCAGCAAAAGAAACGCCGGAGACGCUUCUGUGGGAAACCUAUCAGAGUUAUUGAACUCUGCAGACAUGUGAACUUUGUGAAGCGUUACUGUUUUAUAUAAAGUCUUAAAAACCGGUUGAAUGUUAGACUGAUAUAGAAGGGAUCGGGGUGGAUGAAUACUUGGGAUGGGGAGCAAAUAAAACAACGACAUUAGCAACCAUGAAACAAACCGAAUUAUAAAUACAGUAAGUGCCAGACGAGCAUUGCACCACGAGGUGCAGGAAACAGGGUGUACUUGAAACUGUAUCGUGGGGAUCUUAGCUUAUAUUUUUUAUUCUGUAUUUUAUUUUUUGGCAGAUAAAACAGAACUAUGUGUUGUGAUUUGUAUGCUAGAAUAGUAGAACAUUUAAUGUGUUUUUUUUUGUUGUUGUUUCUCAAUACAGAUUCAGUUUUCCAGAAAUGCAGCAUUAAAUUGCUCUGUCCAAUAUCUAGUUAAACAGUGUAAUGCAAUAACAAACUGGGUGAACAGGAAAUGCAUA